This is a messenger RNA of Nilaparvata lugens (brown planthopper), 920 nucleotides long. RefSeq lists its product as uncharacterized. NCBI's taxonomy places the organism in Eukaryota, Metazoa, Arthropoda, Insecta, Hemiptera, Delphacidae. The record is from RefSeq and is a predicted model, not a curated record. The transcript is spliced from 2 exons. Bases 148 to 675 code for a protein of 175 amino acids.
GGAUAGCAGUGGUGGCAGUGGCGCUUGUGCUUUGUGUUUUUGUUGUGAAAAAGAGCGAUAACCUUUCUUAAACACGGAAGGCGGCGAACUGAAUCUAGGUUGACUUGCAUAACAAAUUUAACGAUUUUUUUCAAAUAAUAGUUCAUUAUGCCUUCAGUUUCUAAUUAUGGUACACCAUGUGGUCCAAGUCAAAUGCAUGCUCAAGGUAUGUUUGAACUUUCAGUCAAUAGUAACAAACCUGUAACGUACUCAAGUAAACAACCCCACCAUGCUGAACAAUUUAGUGCUUCAGGAUUAAAUAAUACUGCCAAUGCUGUUCCUAAUUUCCAUGGUUCAUCAAAUGGUUACUAUGGCUAUCAUAUGUUAACAUCAUCCAGCAUCAGUAAUAGAGCAGAAUCCAGCGAUGAAUGUUUAAUGGAUACUGACGAUUUCUGCAACCAACGGAUGACUAGUCACCCGAACAACGAUCGAUUGAUUGACGAUGCUAGACGAAAGAGGGCACUUGCUCCUACCACUGAAAAUCAUCCAAAGAGACCAAGACAAGAGUGCAUUUCGGAUGGCUUUCGUUUGGAAGGCUCACCACAACCACCUCCAACAACACAUCAGAGCAGAAGUAUGGAUAAUUCUUCAAACUUUAAUUCUUAUAGAUGCUCUAUGAUGAGCCAUUACAUAUGAACGAAUUUCUUUUUAAACAACGAGCUCAAUAAUUUCAUUUUCAUUGAUAUGUUAAUUGAAGCAGUUUGUUGGUAACGAGGUAGUGUUAUCAUAUUCAGAUUCAUUCUCCAUUGAAUAAUAGACCUACUUCUUAUUCGAAAUUCAGUUAUACCAUAGAGAAACAAUAGCGUAAGUAGAUAUCCCAUGGUAUUGGGUGUUUAUGUUGCAACUUUUACUGUUAUCUCAAGCCGAUUACUGUCUAUUAU